Lontra canadensis (Northern American river otter) is the source of this 2393-nucleotide messenger RNA. RefSeq names its product DEAH-box helicase 33 (gene DHX33). The record is from RefSeq and is a predicted model, not a curated record. The transcript has 12 exons. NCBI's taxonomy places the organism in Eukaryota, Metazoa, Chordata, Mammalia, Carnivora, Mustelidae. Gene Ontology annotation, biological process: positive regulation of transcription by RNA polymerase I. Gene Ontology annotation, molecular function: ATP binding; RNA binding. The coding region runs from base 22 to 2109 and encodes 695 amino acids. Gene Ontology annotation, cellular component: intracellular anatomical structure; nucleolus.
CAGUCGCGGCGCCCGCUCGACAUGCCGGAGGAGGCGGGCUUCCCGCCGGCCAAGAGGUUCCGGCAGGGCUGCGGGCCCCCCGGGGGGCGCGUGCUGAUGCUGCUGACCGCGGGCGGCGGCGGCGGGCGCCGGAGGCCGCAGCCAGCGCUGGCGCAGCCCGCGGCCGGCGUCUACCCCGAGGCGGUGGAGCGGCAGCGCCGGAGCCUGCCCAUCUUCGCGGCGCGGGGGCAGCUGCUGGCCCAGCUCCGGGCCCUGGACAGCGCCGUCCUCAUCGGGGAAACCGGCUCCGGGAAGACGACGCAGCUCCCACAGUACCUCUACGAAGGGGGGUUCGGCCGCCAGGGCGUCAUCGCUGUAACCCAGCCGCGCAGAGUGGCUGCCAUCUCUCUGGCCACUAGAGUCUCCGAUGAGAAGAGAACUGAGCUCGGGAAGCUGGUGGGCUACACCGUGCGCUUCGACGAUGUCAGCUCAGAAGACACCCGGAUCAAGUUCCUGACAGACGGCAUGCUUCUGCGGGAAGCGAUCUCCGACUCUCUGCUGCGCCAGUACAGCUGUGUGGUCUUGGACGAGGCCCACGAGCGGACGGUCCACACUGAUGUGCUCUUCGGGGUGGUGAAGACCGCCCAGAAGAGGAGAAAGGAACUGGGGAAGCCGCCUCUCAAAGUGGUUGUCAUGUCUGCCACCAUGGACGUGGACCUGUUCUCGAAGUACUUCGACGGGGCGCCAGUGCUCUACCUGGAGGGUCGGCAGCAUCCCAUCCAGGUGCUCUACACCAAGCAGCCGCAGCAGGAUUACCUGCACGCAGCGCUCGUCUCCGUCUUCCAGAUCCACCAGGAGGCGCCUCCUUCCCAGGACAUCCUGGUGUUCCUCACGGGGCAGGAGGAGAUCGAAGCCAUGAGCAAGACCUGCCGAGACAUCGCGAAGCACCUCCCGGACGGCUGCCCCCCCGUGCUGGUCCUUCCUCUGUACGCCUCCCUGCCCUAUGCCCAGCAGCUCCGCGUCUUCCAGGCGGCCCCGAAGGGCUGUCGCAAAGUCAUCCUUUCAACCAACAUCGCUGAGACGUCCAUAACCAUCACGGGGAUAAAGCACGUGGUCGACACAGGCAUGGUGAAGGCAAAGACGUAUAAUCCUGACAGUGGCCUGGAGGUGCUCGCCGUGCAGCGUGUGUCCAAGGCCCAGGCAUGGCAGCGCACGGGCCGGGCCGGCAGGGAGGGCAGUGGCGUCUGCUACCGGCUCUACACGGAGGACGAGUUUGAGAAGUUUGAGAAGAUGACCGUGCCGGAGAUCCAGAGGUGCAACCUGGCCAGCGUGCUGCUGCAGCUCCUCGCCAUGAAGGUCCCCGACGUGCUCACCUUCGACUUCAUGUCCAAGCCCUCUCCGGAUCACGUUCAGGCCGCGGUUGCCCAGCUGGACCUGUUAGGUGCUCUCGAACAGAAGGACGGCCAGCUCACCCUGACUCCGGUGGGGAGAAAGAUGGCCGCUUUCCCUUUAGACCCCAAAUUCGCCAAAACCCUCCUCCUGUCCCCCAAGUUCCACUGCACCGAGGAGAUCCUGACUGUCGUCUCCCUCCUGUCGGUGGACAGCGUUCUGUACGACCCUCCCUCCCGGCGGGACGAGGUGCAGGCCGUCCGUAGGAAGUUCGUGUCCAGCGAGGGGGACCAUAUCACGCUGCUCAACAUCUACCGGGCCUUCAAGAACCUGGGCGGAAGUAAGGACUGGUGCAGAGAGAACUUCGUCAACAGCAAGAACAUGGCGCUGGUGGCUGAGGUCCGAGCACAGCUGAGGGACAUCUGCUUGAAGAUGUCCAUGCCAAUGGUGUCCUCCCGCGGGGACGGGGAGAGCAUCCGCCGGUGCCUGGCACACAGCCUGUUCAUGAGCACCGCCGAGCUGCAGCCCGAUGGCACGUACGUCACCACGGACAGCCGGCAGCCGGUGGCCAUCCACCCCUCGUCCGUGCUUUUCCACUGUCGGCCGGCCUGCGUCGUGUACACGGAGCUGCUGCACACCAGCCGCUGCUACAUGCGUGACGUGUGCGUCGUGGAUGCUGACUGGCUGCACGAGGCCGCCCCUGACUACUUCCGGAGGAAGCUGCGGGCCGCCCGCGACUGAGCCCACUGCCCCUGACUGCAGAGCGCCCGACCCCCAGCCCGGAGCGCAGAGCCCGGUCCCAGCAGGGUUCCCCGCCUGCCACGUGGGGGCGCAGGGAUGGCCCUUGCAGGGUCUGGCUCAGGUGGCUUCAGCGGGUGCGUGACUGGGACACGCAGGCUGUCCCGCCCCGUGUGCUGCUCUCUAACGUGAGACUCCCCAAGUCCUUGUGAUGGGGCCAGGUUUCCCGGGAGAGGACUCCGGGGUCGCAGAGCUCAGCUGUCCCUGGAUGUGUCCUAAGGUCUGUA